AUGUCCACAAACCCAGAUGUAACGGGAGAUGCUCGAGAAUUACACAGCGCACAAUCACCACGUUCCAACCCUCUAGAACAAUUUGAAGAUACCCACGAAACUGAAUACUAUGCGCCACAGCAGCAGGACGACGCGCCUGAUGAGGAAGACAUACCAUACCUGGAGCCUAGCUCUGAACAAACACUCCUGCCACCACCAAACUUCAAACCCUUCUUCACACUAGUAGAAGAUACCGUUUCAGGAGAGCACUACCACCCCUAUGUCCAUUACCUUUUUGCUGAUGACGACCCGAUCGUUGUGACUGCUGCAUCGAUGCGCAGUCUGGGACUAGACGAAACAAAGUACCUACCGCGAGAUGCAGAAGAGGAGGAAGAGCGACAGCGGCUACGAGACAUCGAAGGUGUGGAUGAGCAAGAUUUACCCUUUGACUCUCCGCUCCCGCCACCAAUAGCCGGCGUCAAGGAGCAUUACCUCAUUAUAGACGUCGGAGCCGACGGACGCACAAUCGAAGAUGCACAAUCACUCUCCUCAGCAUGGCAGAUUACAAACACUGACGUUCGCAUCGCACCUUCGUUCGACGAGAGCUCGCCGGAUCAAGGCUUCAUGCUGCGAGUCGAAGGCGUCGAGUUGCCGAGGAAGACAAAGGGCAAGGGCAAAGGGCAAGCUGGGCAGGAUAAAUUGAAAGAGGCAAGGGAUCAGAGUCAGGGCGAUAUUUUCGCAGCUUUGCAUGGCUUGGUUCAAGGCAUCGAGCGUGGGCUGGAGACGGCUGGCAAGAUAUCCGGCGUUGCUCCAAAGCAGGCGGAGGAAGUUGCGCCACCCGAUGAUCUACAGAGCGAGGGUGGAUGA
Messenger RNA from Plenodomus lingam JN3, 846 nucleotides. RefSeq lists its product as uncharacterized. Lineage: Eukaryota; Fungi; Ascomycota; Dothideomycetes; Pleosporales; Leptosphaeriaceae. The record is from RefSeq and is a predicted model, not a curated record.